Hypomesus transpacificus is the source of this 1154-nucleotide messenger RNA. Its product is annotated as protein NATD1-like. NCBI's taxonomy places the organism in Eukaryota, Metazoa, Chordata, Actinopteri, Osmeriformes, Osmeridae. The record is from RefSeq and is a predicted model, not a curated record. Bases 83 to 487 code for a protein of 134 amino acids. The transcript is spliced from 3 exons.
GACACGUUAUUGCAGCAUGUAGAGACAGGCUCAAACGUGCGGUCGCUGUGGCCGUACCGUGUUUUUUUGUGAGGAAUGGAAAAUGGCUUUACAAUUAAUGUUUUCCCGUAUUUGUGCAGUAAACAGCACGGGUUUUAUGAAGUCACCUUUCUCAGCUUUCGGUAUGACGAGAAGUGGUAAUGACUUGUCAGUGGAACAUGACCGGAAAAACCUGUGUUUUACCAUUAGCUUGGACGGCGAGGCGGAGCACCUGGACAGCGCCGUGCUGAGGUAUAAAUUCACCGGAGAGAAAGAGGUGGAUCUCGUGUCAACCACAGUACCCGAGUCGUUCAGAGGCAAAGGAGUUGCUGCGACGCUGUCUAAGGCUGCUUUAGACUUCCUCGUGAAGGAGAAGCUCAAGGCGCACGUGUCCUGUUGGUACAUCAAGAAAUACAUCGAAGAGAACCCACACCUUGGUUACAAGACGCACAUCACUGGUUACAGUUGAGACAGGGCGGUGUACGAGAGUGAUGAUGGAAAGAACAUCAAAUACUUGAAUUUAUGUACUUGUUCUGCCUACAUCUUAUACGUGUUGAUAACUGUCAUGGUGAUUGUGCCUUAGAAUCUGACAUGAAUAAUUUAAUGGAUGAAUGUACUGAAUGAAUUAUACACUUGGUGCCCUGCAUCUUGUAGACUAGCUUGCACAUAUGCACAACCUUUGUGUUGUGUGGGUUUAUGUUGUGUGUGUGUGUGUGUGUGUGUUUAAGGAGUGAAACUAAAUCACUAUUAGAUACACAGACACUGUCUGAUGCCAACAGUUUGUACAAGUGUAAUCUCACUGCAAAUUAUUUUAAUGUAAAUUAUACAAAACAAAAAACAAGAUUAAGUGAAGUUGUUCUCAGUCAUUCUCAAGACUGCCAGGCUGAGAGAACAGACUUAAUUUGAAGGUAUUUUCGUAUUUUUUAUUUAUUUUUUACUUUUGUUGAAUUUACGUCGAGCAGUAAAUCAGAUUACAGCAUUCUGUAUCCAGUGGCCAAGGUUCUGUAUUAAUCUAUCUUGGAUAUCCAUGAAGGAUGUAAUAAUCUGAGGGCGGGAAAGCUACUCUGCCAAGCGUGACGCUGGGUUUAAGGGAUCAUGGUCUAAUCAGCUUGGUAUUGUCCUCCUGGCCCCUGCGG